Molecule: messenger RNA, 870 nt
Organism: Adineta ricciae
Lineage: Eukaryota; Metazoa; Rotifera; Eurotatoria; Adinetida; Adinetidae
Source: the annotation of a GenBank genome assembly
AUGUUUUUUGCACUGUUCACAGCGCUAAAUUGCAUACUCUAUUUAAAUGCGCAAUACGUUGGACAACCAACAACUACCGCUGAUGUCAAAGGUGUUUUGAAACAUUCUCUUAAGUUAACAUGUGUAUAUCAAGGUGUUGGCGAUGGUGAAUUUGAAGAGUGGUAUAGAGAUGGUUUCCCUGUAAGUCAGGAAAAGCCCGGUCAUUAUGCUGUUGACAAUAAAGAAGGGGAAUCGACUUUAACAAUUAAGAUUUUCGUACGAAGUGAUGCGGAUGUGAAACAAUGGUAUGUGAAAACAAAGAAAGCCGGUCAAGAAGAACCACCAGCUUGUAGAUUUGGCCAGAUCGCAUUGAAAGCAUCGCCACAAGGAAUAGAAACAGAUCGAGCAAAUGAAAAAUUAGACUCUGCACACGGAUCUCUUCGACGUAAUGAAGAGCAAUCAAUCACAUUAAAAUGCAUAGUUGAACCGAAAAAUCUCAGCAAUGGAAAUAUUGUGGAAUGGAGAUACAGUCCCGAUCAUCAUUUGUACAAUGACUUACCAGAUGGCGUCAAAAUUGAAAAUAAUGAAUUGGUUAUUGAGCAAGUCAAGAAAAUUCAUCGGGGUUAUUAUAGUUGCGAACUGAAUGAUGUCAAAUUUAGCGUUUUACUACGUGUCAAAGAUCGAUUAGCAGCACUUUGGCCAUUCCUUGGUAUUGUCGGUAUUGUCGUUGUUCUCGUCGCUAUUAUAUUGAUCUUCGAAAAGCGACAAAAGUCAAAUAAACGAGCAGCCGCUACCGACGACGAUGAUCAAGAUCAAGCAAACGAUCCAUUGGUACGAACAACAACGAAAUCAUCAGAUAACGACAGCAAGAAGCGUACUGUCAAAGCAUAG